ACCAGCAGAGCUGGGCCAGUGCCGCUCUGGGCUGGGGAGAGCCUCGGGAUAGGGAGAAGCUACGAUGUUGCCCUAGCCUCCCGCGGGCACGGUUCACUGAGGGAGGCUCCUGCGGGGAGCUGCCGCUCGCUGCCAGUGGAAAGAGAAGUCGGCAAUGAAGGCACAGAGUCUGAGUAGGGAGCACCCGAGCGACUCUCCUCCAGGGCUCGGGGCCAGGAGGGGACCCCUCUACUUCUGCUUUUGUAGUGGGGUCAUGGAUCUCCAGCUGACGACCAACAGCACCGACUCCAGCGACCGCGGGGGGUCCUCCAACGAGUCCCUGUGGGCCGCGGAGAGGCAGCCCCCGAGCCAGUAUUCGCCCGCGGAGGUGGCUGGCUUGGCGGCGGUGGUGAGCUUUCUCAUCGUCUUUACCAUUGUGGGCAACGUGCUGGUGGUGAUCGCUGUGUUGACCAGCCGUGCCCUGAAAGCACCCCAAAACUUGUUCCUCGUGUCCCUGGCCAGCGCUGACAUUCUGGUGGCCACUUUGGUCAUGCCCUUCUCGCUGGCCAACGAGCUCAUGAACUACUGGUACUUUGGCAAGGUGUGGUGCGACAUCUACCUGGCGCUGGACGUCCUCUUCUGCACCUCCUCCAUAGUGCACCUGUGCGCCAUCAGCCUGGACCGCUACUGGUCCGUGACGCAGGCGGUAGAAUACAACCUGAAACGUACCCCACGCCGGAUCAAAGGCAUUAUCGUGACGGUGUGGCUCAUCUCGGCCAUCAUCUCCUUUCCUCCGCUUAUCUCCUUCUACCGGGACCCGGAGGAAGGCCAGUACCCCCAAUGCGACCUCAACGAUGAGACGUGGUACAUCCUGUCCUCUUGCAUCGGUUCCUUCUUCGCGCCCUGCAUCAUCAUGGUGCUGGUCUACGUGCGCAUCUAUCGGGUGGCCAAGCUGCGGACUCGGACGCUGUCUGAGAAGCGCACGGUGCCCGAGGGCUCGUCCCAAACGGAGAACGGGCUCAGCCGGCCGCCCGUGGGGGCAGGCCCCUCGACCGCCGCCGCUGCUGCCACCUCCCUGCGUCUUCAGGCUGGGGAGAAUGGGCACUACCACCUCCACCAUCACCACCACCACCUUCACCAUCACCACCACCAUCACCACCACCAGCUGCGGAAGAGUGCCGAGCUCGAAGACAUCGAACUGGAGGAGAGCAGCACCUCUGAGAACCGGCGCCGGCGGCGCAGCAAAGAGGAGGCGGCAGCCCGCAAGGGCAGCCGCGGCUUCUCUUUCUCCUUUUCCUCCACCAAAGGAGGCCCGUCGGCUGGUGCUGGGAGUCGCCUGUCCCGGGCCAGCAACCGCUCCCUCGAGUUCUUCUCGUCCCACCGGCGCCGCAAGCGCAGCAGCCUGUGCCGCCGAAAGGUGACACAGGCCCGAGAAAAGCGCUUCACCUUUGUGCUGGCUGUGGUCAUGGGCGUGUUCGUCGUUUGUUGGUUCCCUUUCUUUUUCAGCUACAGCCUGUAUGGCAUCUGCAGGGAGGCCUGCCAGGUGCCCGAGACUCUCUUCAAGUUCUUUUUCUGGAUCGGUUAUUGCAAUAGCUCCCUCAACCCAGUUAUCUACACUAUCUUCAACCAAGACUUCCGGAGGUCUUUCAAGCACAUCCUGUUCAAAAAGAAGAAGAAGACCUUCUUGCAGUGA
This is a messenger RNA of Trichosurus vulpecula (common brushtail), 1672 nucleotides long. RefSeq names its product adrenoceptor alpha 2C (gene ADRA2C). Gene Ontology annotation, cellular component: membrane. The record is from RefSeq and is a predicted model, not a curated record. Gene Ontology annotation, molecular function: alpha2-adrenergic receptor activity. NCBI's taxonomy places the organism in Eukaryota, Metazoa, Chordata, Mammalia, Diprotodontia, Phalangeridae. Gene Ontology annotation, biological process: adenylate cyclase-activating adrenergic receptor signaling pathway; platelet activation; regulation of smooth muscle contraction.